ACAGGACGCCACCGCUCCCAUGAUUUCUUUGUUACCGACACCUAUAGGGAUUUAAAUUUUCUGUCAGUCCUGGAGCUGGUGUCAUUUCAUAACCAAACUUACGUUCACUCUCUCUUUUCAUCGGUACACUCGUGAUGGCAGAUGCUAAAGUAAAAACACCAGCAAAGCCAGCGGCUUCUGCUACCCCAGCAAAGAAAGCAGGCAAGCCAAGAAAUUACGAUCUUGGUAAUGGCGUUUACCGAUUCAGCCGAACACGUAUGUUCCACAAGAAGGCUGUCUACAAAUUUUUAGACAAGAAAACACCUAAAACUGUCAAACCUAAGAAACCUGUAACCAUUGAGAAAAAAAUCAAUGGUGAUAAGAAUGGAGGAACUCGAGUCGUACGUCUUUUAAAGCGACGUGCGAAUUACCCCACUGUCGACCCUGUAACCGUACAUCACUCCAAAAAGUGCUUUAGGGAUCACACACGGUUCGUGCGACCAUCGCUCGUUCCUGGAACUAUUUUAAUUCUAUUAGCCGGACGUCACAAGGGCAAACGCGUUGUCCUCCUAAAAGUGCUGAAAAGCGGAUUGCUUUUAGUUACUGGCCCAUUCUUGAUCAACGCUUGCCCCAUGCGAAGGGUAAGCCAGAACUAUGUCAUCGCCACGUCUACUCGCUUGGACAUGGGAGCUGUCAAAGAUUUGGAGAAAUAUGAUGACGACUAUUUCAAGCGAAAGCGCGAAAAACGCGCAAAGAAAGAAGAAGGUGAUAUCUUCACCAAAAAGGCUGUGGAGUACACAGCCAGUGAACAGCGUAAAGCUGAUCAGAAAAUUGUCGAUAAGAUGGUUAUUGAUUCCAUCAAAUCGCAUGCAGACAAGAAAAUGUUGUUUACAUACUUGUCUGCAAUGUUCGGACUUAGAAGUAGUCAGUAUCCACACAGAAUGAAAUUUUAGAUUGGGCUUUCGACAGUUAAAUAAAAUAAACAAAAAAUUUA
Messenger RNA from Microplitis mediator, 973 nucleotides. RefSeq names its product 60S ribosomal protein L6 (gene RpL6). Gene Ontology annotation, cellular component: cytosolic large ribosomal subunit; ribosome. NCBI's taxonomy places the organism in Eukaryota, Metazoa, Arthropoda, Insecta, Hymenoptera, Braconidae. Gene Ontology annotation, molecular function: RNA binding; structural constituent of ribosome. Gene Ontology annotation, biological process: cytoplasmic translation; ribosomal large subunit assembly. The coding region runs from base 135 to 932 and encodes 265 amino acids. The transcript is spliced from 4 exons. The record is from RefSeq and is a predicted model, not a curated record.